GUGGCUGCAGGUCAUGGGAUUAAAUUUGUGUUGUAUGAAGUGUCGGAACCAAACGUUUUGCAAAAGGUGUCCACAACUCAAAUUUCCCAUUUUCCUGUGAUAAAAUUUCUUCUCUGAGAUGAUUCACAGCCUCUUCAUCAUAAAUCCCUCAGGGGAUGUUUUUAUGGAGAAGCACUGGAAGAGUGUGAUCUCGCGGUCAGUUUGCGAUUAUUUCUUUGAUCACCAGAGGAAAGCUGCGUCUCCCGAAGACAUUCCCCCUGUCAUCGCCACCCCGCACCACUAUCUCAUCAGCGUUUACAGAUGUUCCAUGUUCUUUGUGGCAGUAUGCACCACAGAAGUUGCCCCCUUAUUUGUGGUCGAGUUUCUGCACAGAGUCGUGGACACUUUUGAAGACUAUUUUAGUGAAUGCACGGAGUCGAUAAUCAAGGAACACUAUGUUGUGGUGUAUGAGCUUUUAGAUGAGAUGCUCGAUAAUGGUUUUCCUUUAGCAACUGAAUCUAACAUUCUGAAAGAACUUAUCAAACCGCCAAACAUUUUACGAACCAUUGCCAACACAGUCACUGGCAAAUCCAACUAUUUCAGUGUCAGCUCUACCCUUCCCAGUGGACAGUUGUCGAAUAUUCCGUGGCGCAGAACAGGCGUCAAGUACACAAAUAACGAAGCUUACUUUGACAUGGUCGAGGAAGUGGACGCAAUCAUCGACAAGUCUGGAUCCACUGUUUGUGCAGAGAUCCAGGGAUAUAUUGACUGUUGUAUUAAAUUGAGUGGAAUGCCUGACUUAAGUCUGUCGUUUGUGAACCCCAGACUAUUUGACGAUGUUAGUUUCCACCCUUGCGUCAGGUUUAAAAGAUGGGAGUCUGAACGAGUGCUCUCUUUCAUUCCUCCGGAUGGGAAUUUCCGACUUAUGAGCUACCACAUCGGCUCUCAGAGCAUCGUUGCCAUUCCAGUCUAUGUCAGACAUUCCUUAAGCUUGCGUGAAUCCGGUAGCGGUGGACGACUUGACAUCACCCUGGGUCCAAAGCAAACGCUGGGUCGAACGGUUGAAAAUGUGGUACUUGAAAUUCCCAUGCCGAAAAGCGUCCUCAACUGUGGCUUGGUCACCAACCAGGGGAAGUACACCUUUGACCCAACCACCAAACUUCUGGUGUGGGAAGUUGGACGAAUCGAUCCGACAAAACUUCCAAACAUCAGAGGAACAAUUACUUUGCAAAGCGGUUCUCCCCCUGUGGAGGCAAAUCCCUCCAUCAAUGUGAAAUUCACCAUAAAUCAGCUAGCUGUAUCGGGCCUCAAAGUGAACCGUCUGGACAUGUAUGGAGAGAAGUACAAGCCAUUCAAAGGUGUCAAGUACAUAACAAAGGCUGGUAAAUUCCAAUUACGGAUGUAAAGUUUUUGCAAUUACACAUUACGAUCUGACUAUAUAUAUUUUAUUUUAAUUUUUUAUGGUUUAAUUUUCUCACUUGGAGGAGAUUCUAAAUAAAUAAUAACAAAAUAUAAUUAUUUAA
Messenger RNA from Neocloeon triangulifer, 1502 nucleotides. It is a transcript of the gene carmine, whose product is annotated as AP-3 complex subunit mu-1. The coding region runs from base 119 to 1384 and encodes 421 amino acids. Lineage: Eukaryota; Metazoa; Arthropoda; Insecta; Ephemeroptera; Baetidae. Gene Ontology annotation, cellular component: clathrin adaptor complex; cytoplasmic vesicle. Gene Ontology annotation, biological process: intracellular protein transport; endocytosis. The transcript is spliced from 10 exons. The record is from RefSeq and is a predicted model, not a curated record.